AUGUCGGGAGAAUAUGGCUAGUGUAGACAGUCUGUGCAACCGAUAUUGAGCAUUAUGACUUAUCCAGGGCAAAAACGAUACAACAUGGUUAAUAGUUUAUCUGCAAUGUUGAUUAUUUGUCUGAUUUCAAUGACCGAUUCAUUGCCUGACGAUGGUCUUUGUUCCCAAGUUUAUCAAAUGCAUGAAUAUUGUACAAGACAGGUCACAUUACUCUCGAAUUCUCGACCAGACCAUGCUCAUGCAGGGCGAGUUGGUAAAGCUGGACCACGCGGACCGCCAGGCAUAGUUAACUAUACAAAGAUAGAACAGGAAAUGCAAAAGAAAUUCAACGCAAUGGAGAUUCGUUUCAAAACCAAGAUGACCAACAUUGAGGAAAAUAUGUUGAACAACACAUCUGAGAUAGAAAGAAAAUUUUCAGAAUUGAUUCGUGUGGCUCAAGAAUUGAGACCUCUAACUUUUACCGACUGUGGAAAUGUGACUAAGAAUGAUGCGAAAAUUUGGAAGGAAACCGGUGGAGUUUUUGAUAUUUACCCAGCUUACUCAAAGCUUGAAGUAUUCUGUGAUCUAACAACUGACGGUGGGGGUUGGAUGGUUUUCCAACGACGUUCAAGUGGCUCAACGGAUUUCUAUAGAACUUGGAAUGAAUAUGUAAAUGGAUUUGGAAACAAAGAUGAUGAAUUUUGGUUUGGCCUGGAGAAUCUUCAUCGUCUGACUCGUGAUAAUGACUACGAACUUCGUAUCGAUUUAGAAGAUUGGGAAGGAAAUAGGAAAUAUGCAAAAUAUUCAAACUUCAAAAUAGGAGGACCGAAAUCGAAAUAUGCACUCACCGUUGGAGGGUACACUGGAGACGCGGGAGAUUCUUUGAGUGGCCACAACGGUCAUAGAUUUUCGACUAAAGAUCAAGACAACGAUAUACAUUCUGGGAAUUGCGCAGUUUCUUAUAAAGGGGCGUGGUGGUACACAAACUGCCAUGCAAGCAAUUUAAAUGGUCAUUAUUUUCAAAGCGGAGUUCAAGAAUCAUUCGCAGAUGGCUUGGUAUGGCGCAGCUGGAAGGAAUACCAUUAUUCUCUCAAAUUCACAGAAAUGAAAAUUCGACCAAUUUAACAAUUUCUAACCACUGUAUAACAGCAGACCAUGGAUUGACUUUCUAGAUUACAAAUCAGCUAGUAUUGAUAUUUCAUCAAAUAAUAAUUUUCUUCGCCUUGUUUUUUGUUUUGAAUUAUUAUCCCACUGCGUUGGCUUCCAGUUUAAAUAAAUUGACCAGACUGAAUUUAUAUUAUAUAACAAAAUGGAUCGGGAUCAUAUUCACAUAAAGGCUUUCUUAUGAGUGGACGCAAUAUCCCUAAUUAGUCAUUUACUUUACGUUAUUCUUCUGUAAACAUUUGUUCUUCAAAGUUGAAGUUAGAAAAAAUCAAUUAAAUAGUACAGCAGUGCUCUAAUAAACUGGUUUUCAACCGGGAUUCCGCGGCAUGUCAGGAGUUCCGGGAGAUUUCAUUCAAAUUGAAAAUCUGUAUGUUUUUAUUGUUUAAAUAUAAUCAAAUACCUUUAGGUUUGCCACCCGUAUUAAACUUGCAACAC
This is a messenger RNA of Styela clava, 1578 nucleotides long. The record is from RefSeq and is a predicted model, not a curated record. Lineage: Eukaryota; Metazoa; Chordata; Ascidiacea; Stolidobranchia; Styelidae.